This is a messenger RNA of Patiria miniata (bat star), 2010 nucleotides long. RefSeq lists its product as uncharacterized. NCBI's taxonomy places the organism in Eukaryota, Metazoa, Echinodermata, Asteroidea, Valvatida, Asterinidae. The coding region runs from base 666 to 1514 and encodes 282 amino acids. The record is from RefSeq and is a predicted model, not a curated record. The transcript is spliced from 3 exons.
GUUGACUGCGAUUUUUUUCCACUUUAGGCCUAAUUUGGAUGUUAAACUACUAAUUGAAUUGCAUGCGGAAUGUGGAUGUUGUGCGGAUGUUUGAACCAUUUAAUUCGACUUUUCAAACUAUAAACAGCGCUUGGAAACGGAUAUCUUUUGUCUAAAUUUAGCCACCAGCAGUGUUAUGAUGGGCGCUUCGUAUCUACGUAUCUCCAUGGUCCACACACGCAUGGGGAGAAAGUGUAAUCUUUAUUGAUUUUAGCUGGCGAUGUCAGAAAGCAUUUUUGUAUAAGCGAGAGCUGUUCAACACAUACCGACUGCAGCGAGCAGGAAACCCAUUUGUAGGCAGACGGGAGAACAGGGGACGGAUCAAUGCCCCCAUUGAUGUGCAAAUAUCGACAGGGCCACACUUUUAUGGGGUUGUAAGUCGGUCAAACAAGUGCGUCAUCAUUCUAUAGCGGGACGGUGCUGUCUCGAACUGUCCCGGUACCAAGCAACAGACGCCGCGACAUCAUGGAGGACCAACCUUGAGGGGAAUAGUCCAAGGAACAGUCCAAGGAACUUGGUGAUACUGGCUUGUUAUCUGUCUCAUGUGCAGGAGUAGGAGCGUAAUACUUCAGUGAUGUAAUGUAAUGGUUGAACUAAUGAUGUGUAUGUGAUUUGUUGGUGUGAUCAUGAGUAACUUGACUGUGAAUGUUCCCACCGGCACUCGGCCGGCAGUGGCGCGGCAAACGCUCCAGGUAGCCCUCAACCGUGCCGUACCGGCCGUCACGGAGGACUCGGACCGGCCGCUGUACACUUACCCCUCCCACCACCACCACCACCCCACAACUUCCCGUAUGCCACCCAAUGCCGCUACCACGACCAACGAAUUCGGCACCCGCACCCCUCGGAGCCCCAUGGCCCGGGAACCGGCGGGGACCAAGAUUGUAAACUUUGGUAGGAACGUGGAGCUGCAGCCGAGGGGCCGGUUCAACGUGAGGGGCGUGGGGCCGGACGGGUUCUUUCCCCCGGUCAAGUUAAGGACGGGUGCGACAGGGGUGCGGUUCUCCACCUCGGCUGGUAGCGUCAGGUCCACAAAAUCGCCCCAACAGACUCCGUCGUCGCCAGCAAUGGAGCUGGCCCCCGCCAGGACACCCAACAAGACAGCGACCGGCGCAGAGACUGAAUCCUCGGGGCGAGGGAGCGACGAGUGGUUAACCAGUGCACGGACAGAGAACAUGGCAAAGAAACACAUGCUACAGGAUAGGCCGGCCAACCCUUACAACACGAGAGCACCAAGGGAGACAUUUGCUCUCAAGGAGUCAUCCCCCUCACCAUCCGAGAAGGCCUUCAAGUCCGGGGCUCAUCUCAGCGGACCAGGCACGGGGCCUCCCGCCCACCCACGCCCCAGCAAGGACCCGGCCUGGGUUCGCUCCUUCAAGGUGAAACAGCGGAGGCACAACCGGGUGAAGGACAUCCUGGAGAGCAAGCCGGCUGGGCUGACGGUGGGAAGUCCUGUCAACAUGGACAGCUAUUGGUGACGGCUAUGCAGUGCGAUACUUCCGUCGUUUCUGGUUUCUUAGAAGCUCAUGUGGCGAGAACUUUAUGAUGACUAGCGCGGACGCCGGAGAACGUCAUCGCAAUUGUAGCUCAUAAAGUAAUGUUUUCAAUUAUACAGGCAAUGCGAAGCCUACCGCAGCUAGUCUCGACCUCAGGAUUAUGUGUGGGACUUGUAACAAUUAACUUGUAAAUCGACACGCUCGGAGACGAGUCAUCUACAUGUAUUAUUACAAUGUUGAAUGCUCCACGCCUCUGAAACAAGUGCCCAAUCGGGGUCUACCCGAUGUUCCCCAAUACCGAUGUUCCCCGAAAUCCUUAAGAUUAGGGUUAGGGCUAGGGUUACAGGGUAAGGAUUUCGGGGAACAUCGGUAUGCACCCGCCCAAUCCAUGUAUUAUUAUACAGGGUGAGCAAAAAAAAGGGAAACCCAAAUGUCGGGACCAUUGUUUUAGUGAAGUUCCGCAUGUAGCACUUCCAAA